Nicotiana attenuata is the source of this 1676-nucleotide messenger RNA. RefSeq names its product nudix hydrolase 18, mitochondrial-like. The record is from RefSeq and is a predicted model, not a curated record. The coding region runs from base 267 to 1076 and encodes 269 amino acids. Gene Ontology annotation, molecular function: pyrophosphatase activity. Gene Ontology annotation, cellular component: nucleus; cytoplasm. NCBI's taxonomy places the organism in Eukaryota, Viridiplantae, Streptophyta, Magnoliopsida, Solanales, Solanaceae. The transcript is spliced from 5 exons.
AGAGCAUCCCUUAUAUUUAGCUUCUACACUUCUUAUAUUAAAGAAGGAGAUCUAACCCAAGAAAAUAGCUACUCAUUUUCCAUUUUUAGCGAGUUGAUAAUUAACAAAUCAUUGCUUUUUUCUCUUUCCAUAACUGUCUAAUUAUACAUAUACUUGACUUCUCGUCCAUUUCCCCCUUUUUUGUGUAUGAGGAUUUCUCUCGUUUUCUCUUUCUUAAGGAAGAAGAACAAGAAGAAGAUUAUAGUUUGAUUUUAUUGAAUUUCCAAAUGUUUAAAACAUUUUCUAUGUCCUCCCGAAUGGGAAGAGACUUGCAAAGAUACAAUGAAGGUUGUCGUCAAGUUGUUGGAUGCAUUCCUUAUAGAUACAGAGAAACCAAGCAGUCAUCUUCCAAUAAUGGAGCCAGAAUUGAUGAUUUAGAAUUUCUAUUGAUUAGCUCACAGAAGAGUCCAAGAGUAAUGUUCCCUAAGGGUGGUUGGGAAAUUGAUGAGUCAUUGAAAGAUGCAGCUUUACGAGAGACUUUUGAAGAAGCUGGGGUUCUCGGCGAGGUUGAGGUUCAGGACUACUUAGGUACAUGGAGUUUCAAGAGCAAAAGCCAAGGCACAUUUCAUGAGGGGCACAUGUUGCCUUUGCUUGUCACUGAGGAAUUAGAUGAUUGGCCUGAGAAAACUGCCCGUCGGCGUUUCUGGAUGAAAUUUAAUGAAGCGCGGGAAGUAUGUUGGCAUCCAUGGAUGAAGGAAGCGUUAGACGUCUUUGCUUCAAAGCUUGCUAAUAGAAAUAAAGAAGAGCCUCAGACAUCAUGCCCCUUCAACGAAUUGUCAGAUAAAACAAUGACAAACAUUGAUACUACAGUCGCUAACCAAAUGUACAAUGAUGAACCAAGAAUGGAAGCUGAAGCUAAUCCUUUGACUUGUGAAGAACCAAGCAUCAAUCCAAUCUUCGAAGAUGAGCAGAUAAUUAGUACUGUAGCCGAUUCCAUGUUCAACGAGACAUUGUUCAGUGAAGAACUGGGAAUUAGCCAUGUAGCUGCACCAAUGUUCAAUGAAAGUAAAAGAAUAAGUAUUAUCGCUCACAGCUAGCAACGAAAGAAAAAUGAGAAUCAGCAAGCUUAAGAAGCAUUAGUGGCGAAUCUGGAAUUUAGAAGUUGUGGGUUCUGAGUUAAGGGAGUUGGUUCUGAAAUGUAUAUCAUUCUAUUUCCACACACACACACACACAUAAAUAUAGUUAGCACUGGUUCUGCCGAAUGUGGUGAACUCAUCGUUGGAUCCGCCUGAGAAACAAAAAUGGGCAUUGUAACCAAGGAUACCUAUUCAGUAGAAUUCUCAAGGUGCCAGGAACCAAGAAUGAAGAUAGCAUGUGAAAGUAUGUGUAAAAUGUAAAUAGAUUAGGAACUUAAGGGUGUACAUAGUCUUUCUUUUGUUCCUUGUUGUAAAUACUCCCUGACCAAUAUAUUAUGAAUGUAGAGACUGACAUAUUAUAUAUGGUUUCCUUGUUGUAAAUACUCCCUGACCAAUAUAUUAUGAAUGUAGAGACUGACAUAUUAUAUAUGGUUUCCUUGUUGUAAAUACUCCCUGACCAAUAUAUUAUGAAUGUAGAGACUGACAUAUUAUAUAUGGUUUCCUUGUUGUAAAUACUCCCUGACCAAUAUAUUAUGAAUGUAGAGACUGACAUAUUAUAUA